Molecule: messenger RNA, 2464 nt
Organism: Diabrotica virgifera virgifera (western corn rootworm)
Lineage: Eukaryota; Metazoa; Arthropoda; Insecta; Coleoptera; Chrysomelidae
Product: homeobox protein Hox-B3-like
Exons: 3
Coding region: 38-1207 (389 amino acids)
Biological process (GO): regulation of transcription by RNA polymerase II
Cellular component (GO): nucleus
Molecular function (GO): DNA-binding transcription factor activity, RNA polymerase II-specific; RNA polymerase II cis-regulatory region sequence-specific DNA binding
Source: RefSeq, a predicted model, not a curated record
UUUUAAUUUGGUAAGAUAUUACGAUAGCAGUGGUACCAUGUCAGUGAGUGAGGAACAGUACGGCAGCAUGUUGUUGACAGAACCGAUUUCACCAAGUUCUAGUGACACCAGGUCUCCACCAGCUUAUGGAAGCAUCACCGACGGUCCUUAUCUAAGCUCGGUGGAUAACAGAAGCGAGCAGAAGGAAGUGCAGGCUUUCGCAGCGGUGAAGAAUCCGCAGAUGGCUGGAGCGCUGUACAAAUUUGACGAAAAUCAAAUGUUCCAGUCAAUGGAUAAUCUCCACCUGUCGAGAUGGAACGACAAAAACGAAGAAAAUAACUUUGGGUACGACCAAAACAAUCAAGUUAUGCUAAAUUACGAGAGGCCUUACUUCAGCGUUCAGCUUCCUUUCGAAGUCACGCCACCAUCUGAAGGAGGAUCUAUGACAAUUACUAAAGAUGUUGAAAAAAGCCCUCGGUCUAUCCCAAGUCCAAAGAUAUCCACCAAUACGAACGCACCAAAGAGAGCCCGUACGGCUUACACUUCCUCCCAACUCAUCGAGCUAGAGAAGGAGUUCAACAGCAGCAAAUACCUUUGCCGCCCAAGAAGAAUACACCUAGCUAACAUCCUGAAUCUCAGUGAACGACAAAUCAAAAUCUGGUUCCAAAACAGACGGAUGAAGCACAAGAAGGAUCAGAAGAGUAAGUCUGGUUCCCCGGAUCACAGGUCAUCACCACUUAUUUCUUCGUCUUCCACCAAUUCCAGUCCCGGUUCCAGAUCGAGAAUUCAGAUUAAAUCGGAUGAGACUGCUAUAGAGCGUUUGUUGAACCACUCGAUUUCUUCUCAGAAUCAGUACAUACCUCAGACUUUGCCGAAUUACAGUUCUCCUCAGUACUGCUCCCAGUGGGAUCGUGAAAGACAGAACUACACAAACCAAUACUUAUCCAACUGCGGAUCCAACAUGUAUAUUGAUGCUGACUCUGGAUAUUCCUACAAUAAUAUUAACUACUAUCCAGUUAAUAAUUAUGAUCAGUAUAACGAGGAAGCUACCAAGCCAUUGUAUCAGCCAUAUUUGAAUAUCAAGAAGGAGGGAGCUGGCGAAGAAGUCGAUCAUGAAGUCUAUGGACAGAGAGAAUUUGCAACUGGUCCUUCCGUUAAUGUCCAGUGGGAACAUCAUGGCCAGUGCUUGGGAAAUAUUAGUCCUCAUGAUAACUUAACUCCAUUGUAAUUGGUGUGGGAAAUGAUAAUGGUUUAUUAAAAUAUUGGGUUUAGGUUUAAAAAUUUCUCUUCAAAAUCAAAGCUAAGUAAACCAUAUGAAGCACAUAUUUUUUUGAUUUUCAUUUAUACUUAUCUUGUGCUCUUUUUUUGAUAAAUUGUUAGAAUUGUAUCAAAAAUAUUUAAAUCAUAUAGAUCUUUUCAGUUAUUGGAUAAGGAAAAUGUAUUUAUCAAAUUAAGAAAUAUUUUUGCUUCUUGUGAUAUAAAUACUUUUACUUAGCUCUGACUUGGCCCAGAUAUAUUUUAAUAUAAUAGACAAUAAGUACUAUACUCAAUUUAGGUUUUACGGACUUAACAAUCAGAGUUAAAGAUUAAUUUUUGCCUUUUAUGUUGAUAAUUUAUGUUUAGUUUUUUAUAUUUAUGGAUUUGAAUAGAGCAUAUGGUUCGUAGUUGUGCCUUUUUAAACUCUUUUAUAAUGAGUCCAAUGUUUAUUAAAUAAACUAAAAAUUAUUUAUAUGUAUUCAAAAGUAGCUUAGAUUUGUAAAUUUAAUUGAUAUUAUAAGAGAUUUAAAGAAUAGCUAACUUACAGAUCCAUUGUUGUAUGAAAUCCACAUAAAAGGGGUGUCCAAAAAAAUUUUUAAUAAAAUUUUUCAAUUCGUAGUACAAAUAGACUUUUGUAAAUAAAUAUAAAAUUCGUUAUUUUUUUUAUAAAUUUCUACUUAUUUUGAAUAUUGCAACGUUAAGAAAUUGAUGAAAUUUAAGAAAUAUUGCAACGAAUGAAUUAAUUUUUUAUUUAAAAAAUAUUUAAAAAAAUAUUUAAAUUUGGAAGAUGAUAAUUUUUUCUUAAAAUUCAUUAUAUUUUUGUAACAAAAUAAUAAACUAUAAAUAUAUUUAAUAAUAGAUAUAUAUUUUUCUUUGGCUCUGAAAUACUUUAGGGGCAUACUUUUCCUUCUAUAUAUACAAUACUCUUUUGGUUUCUCACUAUUUUAAAUACAUAAUAAAAUAUGCUAUAGACAUAUUUUUGUUUCUAAAUGGUCAAUAAAUAUAUGGCCAAAUAAUGUUCAAUAUAUAAAAAACAGUAUAUGAAACAUAGUUUAUAUAUUUCUAACAGUAUAUAUGAUUUUGUUUAAAUUUAUAUUUAAUAGUUUUUAGAAAGGUUUUUUGUAUAAAUAUAAAUUUAGCAAUAUAUAUAUUUUUAUAUAAUUCAUAUAUUCUUUGUACACAUAAAUAUAGUAUAUCCAAACAAGACUUAAUAGAUAUAAGAAGUUAA